GGCGGACGCCACCUGGUGAGAAGCAGGUAGCCAGGACCCUCACCACGGUAGAAUGGGUGAGGAGGGGCCCCCCAGCCUGGAGUACAUCCAAGCCAAGGAUCUGUUCCCCCCCAAGGAACUAGUGAAAGAGGAGGAGAAUCUGCAGGUGCCCUUCACAGUGCUGCAGGGUGAGGGAGUGGAGUUCCUGGGCCGCGCAGCCGAUGCCCUCAUUGCCAUCUCCAACUACCGGCUGCAUAUCAAGUUCAAGGAUUCUGUUAUCAACGUCCCCCUCCGGAUGAUUGACAGCGUGGAGAGCCGUGAUAUGUUCCAGUUGCACAUCGCCUGCAAGGACUCCAAAGUGGUGAGGUGCCACUUCUCCACUUUCAAGCAGUGCCAAGAGUGGCUCUCGCGGCUAAGUCGGGCCACGGCGAGACCUGCGAAGCCUGAGGACCUGUUUGCCUUUGCCUACCAUGCCUGGUGCCUGGGGCUGACUGAGGAGGACCAGCACACCCACCUGUGUCAGCCAGGUGAGCACAUACGAUGUUGGCAGGAGGCCGAGCUUGCGAGGAUGGGCUUUGACCUGCAGAACGUCUGGAGAGUCUCGCAUAUCAACAGCAACUACAAAUUAUGCCCCAGUUACCCCCAGAAGCUGCUGGUUCCCGUGUGGAUCACAGAUAAAGAGCUGCAGAAUGUGGCUUCCUUCCGCUCCUGGAAGCGGGUCCCUGUGGUUGUGUAUAGACACCUACGCAACGGGGCUGCCAUCGCCCGCUGCAGCCAGCCCGAGAUCAGCUGGUGGGGCUGGCGCAAUGCCGAUGAUGAGUACUUAGUCACGUCCAUUGCUAAAGCCUGUGCCCUGGACCCAGGGACAAGGACCACUGGGGGCUCUGUCAGCACCGGGAAUAGUGAUGCUGGCGAGGCAUGUGACGCUGACUUCGAUUCCUCCCUGACUGCAUGCUCUGGAGUGGAGAGCACAGCUGCCCCCCAGAAGCUGCUGAUUCUGGAUGCCCGAUCCUACACGGCGGCGGUGGCCAACCGGGCCAAGGGUGGAGGUUGUGAAUGUGAAGAGUACUACCCCAACUGUGAGGUCGUAUUCAUGGGAAUGGCCAACAUCCAUGCCAUCCGGAACAGCUUCCAGUACCUCCGCGCUGUGUGUAGCCAGAUGCCCGAUCCCAGCAACUGGUUGUCGGCUCUGGAGAGCACCAAAUGGCUGCAGCACCUGUCGGUGAUGCUGAAAGCAGCUGCGCUCGUGGCUAACACCGUAGACCGGGAGGGCCGGCCUGUGCUGGUGCACUGCUCAGAUGGCUGGGACCGGACGCCGCAGAUCGUAGCCCUGGCCAAAAUACUACUGGACCCGUAUUACAGGACGUUGGAGGGUUUCCAAGUGUUAGUAGAAUCUGACUGGCUGGAUUUUGGGCACAAGUUUGGAGACCGCUGCGGCCACCAGGAGGACGCAGAGGACCAGAACGAGCAGUGCCCUGUGUUCCUCCAGUGGCUUGAUUCUGUUCACCAGUUGCUCAAGCAGUUUCCCUGCCUGUUUGAGUUUAAUGAAGCGUUCCUGGUGAAGCUGGUGCAGCACACAUACUCCUGUCUCUACGGCACGUUCCUGGCCAACAACCCCUGUGAGCGAGAGAAGCGCAACAUCUACAAGCGGACCUGCUCCGUGUGGGCCCUUCUGCGAGCUGGCAACAAGAACUUCCACAACUUCCUGUACACAUCAGGCUCAGAGAUGGUCCUGCACCCCGUGUGUCACGUCCGGGCGCUGCACCUCUGGACAGCUGUUUACCUGCCAGCGUCACCGCCAUGCACACUCGGGGAGGAGAGCACGGGCCUCUACCUUUCCCCGGUGGCUCAGCGCCAGGAGCCCUCUGGCCGCUCUCUGGACAGAUUACCUAAAACGAGAUCUAUGGAUGAUCUUCUUUCUGCCUGUGACACAAGCAGCCCCCUGACGCGCACAUCCAGUGACCCCAACCUGAAUAACCGCUGUCAGGAGGCCAGAGCAGGCCUGGAGCCCUGGCAUGGCAAUCCUGAGGGAUCAGAGGCAACCUUCGUGGAAUCUGGGCUAGGAGGUCUUCAGCAGACUGUAGGAGAAAUGGCUCUUCCUCCGUCUCUGCCCAGCAGCCAGAAAGACUACUUGAGCAAUAAACCUUUCAAGAGUCACAGAGGCUCUUCUCCAAGUUACAGGCUGCUUAAUGCUGCAGUGCCCCAGGAAACGAAGAGCAGCACCUCUGAUCCUGAGUUCAAAGUCCUAGAAGAGACUAAGGCACCAGCUCCAGACCCUCCUGCCCAGGAUGAGCUGGGUAGGACUUUAGAUGGCACAGAGGAGCCUCCUGAACAUUGUCCUGAAAAAGCAGCUGUCCGAGCGCUCCCUAAAGUUGUUUCCAACAAGCGUGAUGGAAUUUGUGAUUUUCCUGAGUCUCCCCAGGACUCCCUCACAGGUGCCCCCGAGCAGGCCCAGCUAGACUCUGUGCUAGGUGUGCCCUCCAGAGGGGCUGCAGCUCAUGGUCUGGGCACCCUUUGCAACGCACUGAGUGCUACCUGCCAAAUUCCUCCAAACCCAAGCACUGACUUUCUCAACCAAGACCCCCCAGGGUCUGUGGCAAGUGUCUCCCACCAGGGACAGCCCGGUUCUGUGCCAGAUCCGAUUCAGGGGGAAGAAGACGUGGGCAAAAGAGGGAAUAAUAGGAAUGGGCAGUUAUUGGAAAACCCUCGCUUUGGAAAGGUGCCAUUGGAAUUGGCCCGAAAGCCGAUUUCUCAGAGCCAGAUCAGUGAGUUCUCUUUCUUAGGGUCCAACUGGGACAGCUUCCAAGGGAUGGUGACUUCACUCCCGAGUGGGGAGACCACCCCCCGGCGGCUGCUUUCCUAUGGCUGUUGUAGCAAGAGGUCGAGCAGUAAGCAGAUGCGGGCAACAGGGUACUGCUUUGGGGGACAGUGGGCUCAGAGAGAAGGGGUGAGGUCACCGGUCUUUUCUACUCAUUCCAAUGGACAUUGUACUGGUCCAGGAGGAAAAAACAACCAGAUGUGGUUGUCUGGUCACCCAAAGCAGGUCUCCAGCACGAAGCCUGUUCCCUUAAGCUGCCCUUCUCCAGUGCCUCCUCUCUACCUGGAUGACGAUGGACUCCCCUUUCCCACGGAUGUGAUCCAGCAUAGAUUACGGCAGAUUGAAGCAGGGUACAAGCAAGAGGUGGAACAGCUACGUCGACAGGUGCGUGAACUUCAGAUGAGGCUGGAUAUCCGCCACUGCUGCGCCCCUCCAGCAGAGCCCCCCAUGGACUACGAGGAUGAUUUUACGUGUUUGAAGGAGUCAGAUGGUAGUGAUACAGAAGAUUUUGGUUCUGAUCACAGUGAAGACUGCCUUUCAGAAGCAAGCUGGGAACCUGUUGAUAAGAAAGAGACUGAGGUGACUCGCUGGGUUCCAGACCAUAUGGCAUCACAUUGCUAUAAUUGUGACUGUGAAUUCUGGUUGGCCAAACGCAGACACCAUUGUAGAAAUUGUGGGAAUGUAUUUUGUGCUGGCUGCUGCCACCUGAAGUUGCCCAUUCCUGAUCAACAACUCUAUGAUCCAGUUCUCGUCUGUAACUCAUGUUACGAACAUAUCCAAGUAUCUCGGGCCAGGGAACUCAUGAGCCAACAUCUGAAGAAACCCAUUGCUACAGCUUCCAGUUGAAUGCC
Lipotes vexillifer (Yangtze River dolphin) is the source of this 3648-nucleotide messenger RNA. RefSeq names its product myotubularin related protein 4 (gene MTMR4). Gene Ontology annotation, biological process: phosphatidylinositol dephosphorylation; regulation of autophagy. The transcript is spliced from 19 exons. Gene Ontology annotation, molecular function: phosphatidylinositol-3-phosphate phosphatase activity; protein phosphatase binding; metal ion binding. The coding region runs from base 53 to 3643 and encodes 1196 amino acids. Lineage: Eukaryota; Metazoa; Chordata; Mammalia; Artiodactyla; Lipotidae. Gene Ontology annotation, cellular component: cytoplasm; membrane. The record is from RefSeq and is a predicted model, not a curated record.